AUGUCAUAUAAUAAUAUUUUACUUCAAACUACACAAAAACUACAUUAUAUUACAUUAUUAGAGGUUUUUGAUAGUAAUUACAAGUUCCUAACUCUUUAUUUUCCAGAGAUUCAUCCAAAACUAACCUAUCAAGAGUUAUUGGAUGGAAUAUGUGAAAGAGAUAAUGAUCUAGAAAACAAAGGUAAAACUAGAAAAGGUAUAACCUUAUUAGACAUUCGAAAAGGUAAAGUUGGCAAUGGAAUAUUUAAUAGAAGUAAAAAUUUGAUAGAAGACUUAAAAUUUGAGGGGUUUACUAACUUACGAACUUUAAUAAUUUCUUCUCAUCAGUUAAUUAGUUUAGAUGUUAGUGAAUGUAAAAAUCUCGAGAAGUUAGAUUGUCAAAACAAUAAACUUACUAAACUAAAUGUAAAUAAUUGUCAUUAUCUUAACGAAAUCAACUGUUCGAGUAAUCCCAUUAGGGAGUUAAAUUUAAGUAUGUGUACUAAUCUAAAUGAAGUAGAUAUAAAUAGUUGUUCGAAUCUUAAUAUUGAUAAAAUAAAGUCAUCGCUUUCGUUUGAUAGCAAAAAUAAUAAAUUAACAAAAAAUGGACCGCAAAUAACCCUGGCUAAAGAAGAGGAUGUAAGAAAUAUACUAGUGAUUGGAACAACGGGUAGUGGUAAAUCCACCUUGGCCAAUGUUUUAGCGAAUGAUAGUAAAUUUGAAGAAAGAGAUUCAACUACUAACACUAAUAGUUUCACCAUUAUGGAUAUUUUAUAUGAAAUAGGGAGAGGAAUUUAUGCAGCAGAAAAUAAAAUAAAUCAAGUCAUUUUUGUAAUAAGUGGUAGGUUUACUUCUGAGCAAAUUAAUGCCUUUAACAUAUUUAAAAACUUCAUUGCCGAAAGUAGAAUUACUGAAUUUACUACUAUUGAUAAAAGCGAUUUACUUGCUGAGAGUCAAGAACUUAGAAAGAUGAUUAAGUCAUGUAAUGGCAUUGUCUAUGUAAAUAAUCCUCCGAUACCUAUAAUAGAUGAAGAAAAAGAUAGCGAAGGAGAAAUAGAGGAUAAAAAAGGGAGAAUUUCUAGAAAUGAAAAAAAGAGAAAAGAAUCUAGGGAAAAAAUAUUUGAUCAUUUGGCAGAAUAUUGCCUAGAGGUUUAUAAAUUUAAAGAAUGA
This is a messenger RNA of Funneliformis geosporum, 1149 nucleotides long. Lineage: Eukaryota; Fungi; Glomeromycota; Glomeromycetes; Glomerales; Glomeraceae. The record is from the annotation of a GenBank genome assembly.